Messenger RNA from Strongylus vulgaris, 471 nucleotides. Lineage: Eukaryota; Metazoa; Nematoda; Chromadorea; Rhabditida; Strongylidae. The record is from the annotation of a GenBank genome assembly.
AUGAUCCUCUCAGUAUUGCUCGCGGUCCUUGUAGUGGCGAAUGCCGAGUUCAAACCUCGUCCAAUUCCUGAAUUUGCCAGACAUUUGACAGGGCAGGCGUUAGUCGACUACUUAAAGAGUAGCCAGCCACUUUUCAAGGCAGGUAUUCCCAAGAUGUCCUACGAGCAAUUCAAAUCCAAAAUAAUGGACGCUAAAUACCUUGAAAAAGAUGAGAGUAUUCAAAUGGCAACAGAAAUCGCCUCUGAUGAAGAGAUUCCAGAAAGUUUCGAUGCUCGAGAAAAGUGGCCAGAAUGUAACUCUAUCAAACUUAUCCGUGAUCAAGCCAACUGCGGAUCCUGCUGGGCUGUAUCAGCAGCUUCGGCCAUGUCUGACAGAGUGUGCAUUCAGUCAAAAGGCGCGAAACAGACCCUCAUCUCCGAUGCUGAUAUUCUGUCGUGCUGUGGUAAAUUCUGCGGUUAUGGGUACGUUUAA